Messenger RNA from Lolium perenne, 587 nucleotides. RefSeq names its product transcription elongation factor 1 homolog. Gene Ontology annotation, cellular component: transcription elongation factor complex. Gene Ontology annotation, molecular function: RNA polymerase II complex binding. Gene Ontology annotation, biological process: transcription elongation by RNA polymerase II. Lineage: Eukaryota; Viridiplantae; Streptophyta; Magnoliopsida; Poales; Poaceae. The record is from RefSeq and is a predicted model, not a curated record.
CCCGAUGCGCCCUAGGAUGCCAUCAAAUCUCUCGGCAAAUUCUCCUUGUCUCCAACUUCUUGCGAGCGUGAGCGAGAGAUCCCUGCUUGCUUGAUGGCGAAGCGGAAGUCAGCGAACUCGAAGAUGGCAUCGCGGAAGAAGCCGGCGGUGAAGCUGGACAAGAUUUUCUGCUGCCCCUUCUGCAAUCACGCCGGGAGCGUCGACUGCGAGAUCGACCGGAAGGAAUGGUUCGCCGUGGUCAAGUGCUUCGUGUGUGAGGAGAGCUACUCCACCAAGGCGCACGCCCUCACCGAGCCCAUCGACGUCUACAGCGAGUGGAUCGACGAGUGCGAGAAGGCCAACCAAGACGUCGACGUCCGCCGCCGCCGCCGCCGCCGGGACUCCUACGCGUGAAGACCACGACGUACGUGUGAAGGAUAGCCUGCGCGCCGUUCCGUGGUAGCUAGUUUCAGACGACAAAGAUCGGGUCGCCCUCUAGAUUGAGAUGCUUGACUCGUCCUGUGUGUGUCGAGUUAACUUUUACUGUACUCCGAUCUGAAAUUGUAGAUCGAUGAAACGAAUACUCAUUGGAGUAUGUUCUUUCUUGC